Molecule: messenger RNA, 483 nt
Organism: Linnemannia hyalina
Lineage: Eukaryota; Fungi; Mortierellomycota; Mortierellomycetes; Mortierellales; Mortierellaceae
Source: the annotation of a GenBank genome assembly
AUGACUGGAUGCAUGACAUUCGGCCCAGAAGGAGGAGGAGCGCGCGUCAAGACAAACGAGGGCGCAACUGAGAUCAUAUCCGCCUUUCGCUCUUACGGCCAUACUGCCCUCGAUACCGCCCGCAUCUAUACCGACGGCAACACCGAAAAGAUGAUGGGUGAACUCGACCUCCAGGGACUCACCAUCGACACUAAAUGUUUCCCCCUCCAACUCGGUGGUCUCCAGGCCGCUAAAGUCAAGCACUCGCUUCAGGAAUCGUUGGAGGCGCUGAAGACGGACAAGGUUCACGUGUUUUAUCUCCAUGCACCUGACUAUGCGACCCCGAUCGAGGAGACGUUGAAGGCUGUGGAUGAGCUGUAUCGGGAGGGCAAGUUUGAGGUGUUUGGAUUGUCGAAUUAUCCGGCUUGGGUUGUUGCGCAGAUUCAUUAUCUGUGCAAGACUAACGGAUACGUUGUCCCUACCGUCUACCAAGGUACUUUGUAA